AUGAAUCGCGCCCCUAUUGAACGUGAUAAUCGUCGACGUCGCAAAAAUCGUCAUUCAUCUCAAGUUACUCAGUCGACCGAUGAUAGUAUUGCUUUAAAUGAUAAUCAAUUAUUCCCGACACUGACUGUAGCAUUAUCGAAUAUUGUCCAACUACCACCAAAACCAGAGUCAUGCAGCGAAAUACAAAUCAUUAAUUCAACCGACACUGUCAAUGAUCAUUCGGUAUCAAAACCAAAAACGGCUAAAGAAGAACUCGUCAUUGAUCAAGUGUGCAAAAUCAUUUUGACAAUUCAUGCACGUCAAGAAUUUGUAUCAGUUCAACGUGUUGAACAAGAAUUAUUUGAAUACUUUGGUGUUCAUUCAUUUCGUGAACUAGGUGUUGAUCAACGUAAUCUUACACCAUUAACCAAUCUGAUUCAACGUCAUAAAUCUAUAAUACUUUAUAUGCAAAUCUUUGAAAGAGUUUUCAAUCUAUGUACUCUACACGAUCUUGAUCCAAUGUUAGCUAAAUUUCUUAAACUUCAAAAAUAUGAUGAUGCUCAUUUGGGUCCACUUGAUAAACAUCCUGAUGUCAAACGUAUAUUUCAAUACAAACGACCGACAUCAGGCAAUGCAAUUACUGAGAUUACAACGGGUAAUGUUAUAAAUGCAUUUCUUGACUUUCAGGCAAAAUAUCAUGGUCCAAUGCGUAUGCCAUUUGAUGAAUUUCUCGAAGAAUUAGUCAAAGAAUAUAAAUUAGAAAAUCGUGAGCAACUUGGUAUUUUCUGUCGAUCGUUUCCUUAUUUAACUCAGGUGACAAGAAAAUUAACACAAGAACAUCGAAUUCAUACUCGUCAAUCUGAAUUGAAUGCCCGAUCAAAUAUAAUACAAAUAGCUCAACAACGAUUUGUAGAAUUAAUCAAAGAAUUAAAAGAUGAAUUUCAAAUUUCAUUAGAUAAAAAGAAAAAGUCGUCUACGGCUGUUUUCGAUCAUCUUAUUUCAAUUGUCGAAAAAUAUUUGAUUGUAUCUGAACAACAAAUUGUUCGAGAUACAUUGAACAAAUUUCGUAAAGAUGAAUUAUUACAAUGUCUAUUCAAUGUCAGCAUUUGUCUGGGAACAAUAAAAAAACCUGAUGAAUUAAUGAUAGAAUUAAAAAAAUUCUAUCAAUAUCCAAUACUUAAUAGUUCAAUACAACCAACUACCAUGAAAACAUCUCAAUUAUCACAUACUAACCAAUUGUCUCAUAAUAAGCAACAUCAAUCGAUGUCGUUCAAUCAAAUAUCUCCAAUGCAAAAUACUGUAAUGCGUACGACUGUUGAUACAUCAUUUGAAAAUACAUUAUUAUCGUCAUCAUUAUCAUCAGUAGCCAAACCUCGGAUAACUCUUAAACAAUUAUGUAUAGAUCUUGGUCAACAUCUGAAACGUUACGAUAAUAUUCUGACUAUAAAACAAUGGAGUGAAGUCGAAAAAACAUUUUGUAGUCAGCAUGGAAUUGAAAAUUUCUUUGGGUUUUGUAUGAUCAAUGAAGACAAUGGUGGUCAUCUUCCACUUAGUCUAAUUUCAUUUCUUCAUAUGAAUCGUCAAAGAAUUGAUCCAAAUGGACAAUUAUCUGUGUAUGAAAAUGUUAUACCGACAAGUAAUCGACGAGAACUAUAUACAUUUGUCAAUCAACUUUUAAGAACUCAUGACAAUCGAGAAGAACAUACAAAUUCAAAUACAUCCACUGAAAUUUCUACAAACAGACCAAUUUGCUUCAGUGCGGAUCAAUUAUCAGCUAUUGAAAAAGGUAUUAAACAUAAAUUUGGCGGUUUGCUCGGUUUUCAAGGAUCCACUCAAAUUAUCAAUAAAGCAAAACAACAACAACAAACAAAUUUAAUGAUCUAUUUUGAAGAAUCACUUUUGGAUGUUGUCAGUUUAAAUCGACUCGACAUCUGUCCAUCGACCUUGCCCGUUGAUGAAGCACAACUUUGCAAACUUAUUCUUCAAUGUCCAAUUAUGAUUGAUCUUAAUACAUGGUUACAAUGGCUUUAUUUCUUUCAACCGAAAUAUGGUUCUCUAAAAAUGUUUAUUACUCGAAAACAGACUGAACUCGAUGGUCUUCUUCUAUUAGAAACAUCGACUCAUGAAUUAUUUCGUUUACCAAUCGAUUCAUCUUUGACACAUUUUGAACAAGAACUUGCUAAAAUGAAUGUACGAUCAGCAAUUGGUUAUCUUUGUACAUCAAUUAUUCUUGAACAUAUUCAAGUAAAUCGAUUACCAUUGAGUAUCUAUCGACAAGUAAUGCAUACAUGGUUUGUUCUACUUCAAUCAUCGGCUACAUUUGGACAUGAACCGAUUGAACCAAUGCAAUAUAUUCUUGAUUUUCUAAUCUAUUUACCAGUACUUAUUGGACAAAAAUUAAUCGUGCAAGAACUUGUACUUGCACCACUCGAUGACGUAUUUCGUAUGGAUGAUCAAGAUAAAAAAUUAAUUAAUAAUCGAGAGAAACUUUGGUCGUUGGCUAAUGAUAAACAAAAGAAUAAAUUGGAAAUCUGGGGUUAUUUGCUUGAUAUCAAAGAAUGGAGGAAUACAACAAAAUGGACGGGACAAACUCAAUCACAGAUCGAACCAACAAUAAAACAAUCGGUCAAAGUUUCAAAUACAACAGAAAUCACUGUCAAAGUUUGA
This is a messenger RNA of Rotaria sp. Silwood2, 2646 nucleotides long. Lineage: Eukaryota; Metazoa; Rotifera; Eurotatoria; Philodinida; Philodinidae. The record is from the annotation of a GenBank genome assembly.